Molecule: messenger RNA, 1569 nt
Organism: Aspergillus affinis
Lineage: Eukaryota; Fungi; Ascomycota; Eurotiomycetes; Eurotiales; Aspergillaceae
Gene: sik1
Product: snoRNP complex protein NOP56
Exons: 3
Coding region: 1-1569 (522 amino acids)
Cellular component (GO): box C/D methylation guide snoRNP complex; small-subunit processome
Molecular function (GO): snoRNA binding
Source: RefSeq, a predicted model, not a curated record
AUGGCUGACUUUCUACUUUUCGAGGGCCCUGUCGGCUACUCGCUUUUCAAGGUCACUCACCAGGCCGACAGCGUGGGCAAUUCCCUCAAGGAAGUCCAGGAGGGUGUUGAUGACUUGGCCAAGUUUGGCAAGAUGGUCGACCUGGCCAGUUUUUUGCCGUUUGAAAACAACAAGCAGGCCCUGAGUGAAAUCAACGAUAUCUCGGAAGGUGUCGCUUCGGACACGCUCAUCAACUUCCUGGAAUUGAACCUUCCCAAGCCUAACAAGAAGAAGAAAGUUGUUCUGGGUGUUACCGAUAAGACCUUGGCUGGUAGCAUCAAGUCGGCCUUUUCUUUCGUCGACUGCGAAACCGGUGACACCAGCGAAGUCGUUCAGGAUAUGCUCCGUGGAGUCAGACUCCACUCCCACAAGCUCUUGAAGCAGCUUCGCGAGGGUGACUUGAACACCGCCCAACUAGGUCUAGGUCACGCCUACUCCCGUGCUAAGGUCAAGUUCUCCGUUCAGCGUGACGACAACCACAUCAUCCAGGCCAUCGCUAUCCUCGAUUCGCUUGACAAGGCUAUCAACACUUUCUCCAUGAGAGUCCGCGAAUGGUACUCAUGGCACUUCCCCGAACUGAUCAAGAUUGUUUCGGACAACCAGCGCUACGCCCAAAUUGCUCUGCUCGUCAAGGACAAGAAGGAACUCGAUGACGACAAGCUGCACGAUCUGGCCGCCCUGGUGGAGGAUGACGAGGGUGUUGCCCAGAGCAUCAUCGACGCUGCCAAGCACAGUAUGGGUCAGGAUAUCUCGGAGACCGACAUGGAGAACGUCAUUUCUUUCGCCCAGAGAGUCGUCAGCCUGGCCCAGUACCGCAAAUCUCUCCACAGCUACCUGGUCUCUAAGAUGAGCGUCGUUGCGCCUAACCUGGCCGCGCUGAUCGGAGAAAUUGUCGGUGCUCGUCUGAUUUCGCACGCCGGUAGUUUGACCAACCUGUCCAAGUACCCCGCCUCUACCGUGCAGAUUCUCGGUGCCGAGAAGGCCCUUUUCCGAGCCCUGAAGACCAAGGGUAACACGCCCAAGUACGGAUUGCUGUACCACUCCUCUUUCAUCGGCCGCGCCGGACCCAAGAACAAGGGCCGUAUCUCCCGUUUCCUUGCCAACAAGUGCUCGAUCGCCUCGAGACUGGAUAACUUCUCCGAGCAGCCUACGACUAAGUUUGGUGAGGCCUUGAAGAAGCAGGUCGAGGAGCGUCUGGACUUCUACGCCACCGGUGCUGCUCCUACUAAGAACGAGGUCGCCAUGAAGGAUGCCAUGGAUGCUCUUCUGGCCGAUAUCGACGUCGAGGCCGACCAGAGCGACGAGGAGAUGGAGGAUGCCGAUGCUGAGAGCAAGGAGGAGAAGAAGGAGAAGAAGGAGAAGAAGGACAAGAAGGAGAAGAAGGAGAAGAAGGAAAAGAAGGAGAAGAAGAGCGACAAGGACGAGAAGAAGAAGAAGCGCAAGUCGGACGCCGGCGAGGACUCCUCCGAGAAGAAGAAGCGGAAGCACGACACCGACGCCGAGCCGUCCAAGAAGAAGAAGAAGGUCUAA